Molecule: messenger RNA, 2591 nt
Organism: Anarrhichthys ocellatus (wolf-eel)
Lineage: Eukaryota; Metazoa; Chordata; Actinopteri; Perciformes; Anarhichadidae
Gene: xpnpep3
Product: X-prolyl aminopeptidase 3, mitochondrial
Exons: 12
Coding region: 175-1695 (506 amino acids)
Biological process (GO): proteolysis
Cellular component (GO): mitochondrion
Molecular function (GO): metalloaminopeptidase activity; manganese ion binding
Source: RefSeq, a predicted model, not a curated record
GGAAGCGAAACUCAGGGCUUAAUUUGUCCAUAUCCACGACAUUAGCAAACAUGGGGGCAUCAAGCUAACGAGGCUAACUGUCAACCAGAGAGCGACACAUUCGUUGUAUGUGAAGGUUUUAACGUUGCGGGGGGACAUGUUGUGACUGAAAGUUGUCCUCCAGUUGCAGCAGCAAUGUUGCCCUCAACCAGCACUUUGGUCAAGUCUGCUAUCAAGCUGCUGCCACCGCGACACUGGGGUCCAGGAUGUGUCCGGUGCUCGUACAGAAACAUAUCUGUGAAACUAGGAGGCUUGAAACCAAAGACAGUUCCACCUCGGUACCUGGGCCAGCCCAGCCCGUUCACUCAUCCACACCUCAUCAAACAUGGUGAGGUGUCCCCCGGCUUGAGCCGGACAGAAUACGAGCUCCGCAGACACAGGCUGGCCUCGCUUAUGGAGGCCCAGUCGGACAAGCUGGGACCCUCUGCCUCCUCCAGCACCCAUGUGGCCAUUGUGUUGUCCCAUCCGACCCGCUACAUGACCAAUGACAUCCCUUAUCCCUUCCACCAGAACCAGGAUUUCCUCUACCUCAGCGGCAUCCUCGAGCCUGACAGCGCCCUGGUUCUUUAUGGGAAAGGACGACCAGACCAGGCCAUCUUGUUCGUCCCCCGCAGAGACCCGGGGAGAGAGCUGUGGGACGGGCCCCGGUCAGGGAAGGAUGGGGCGGCUGCUUUGACCGGCAUAGAGAGAGUUCAUAGCACAGAGGAACUGGGUGUUGUGCUCAAGAGCCUAAAAGGCACUGUGCUGUGGUACGACGGCUCUCAGCCCGCCCACCCUCGGCUCCACCAGACUCACGUGGGUCCCGUGUUAGAGGCGGGGCCGAUGCCGCACACUCUCAGGCCCCUCAUACACUCUCUAAGGGCCCUCAAGAGCUCAGCAGAGGUGGCGCUCAUGCAGGAAGCCGGACACAUCACAGCACAGGCUUUUAGGAGGACGAUGGCUCUGUCUCAGGGAGACGUGGAUGAGGCUGUGCUCUUUGCUAAGUUUGAUUUUGAGAAUCGUAUCCAUGGCGCCAACUUCCUGGCCUAUCCCCCCGUUGUUGCCGGAGGGAAUCGAGCCAAUACUCUGCACUACAUAAACAACAACCAGAUUAUCAAGGACGGUGAAAUGGUUCUGCUUGACGGUGGUUGUGAAUACUUUGGUUACGUCAGUGAUGUCACUCGAACAUGGCCAGUGAAUGGAAAAUUCAGCCCGGCCCAGGCGGAGCUGUACGAGGCCGUGCUGGAGGUCCAGCGCUCCUGCUUGUCUCUGUGCUCCCCGGGCGUCAGUCUGGAUCACAUCUACAGCACCAUGCUGGCUCUGUUGGGACGACAGCUCCUCCGGCUAGGCAUCGUCCACGCCAGCACCAGUGAUGCGGAUGUACUAAAGGUUGCACGACGGUACUGCCCCCACCACGUUGGGCAUUACCUGGGCAUGGAUGUCCACGACACUCCUGAGCUGUCCCGCUCGCAACCUCUACAGCCAGGAAUGGCGAUCACUAUAGAACCAGGGUUGUACAUCGGCGAGGACAAUGACCAGGUGCCACAGCGUUUCCGCGGCAUGGGCGUCAGGAUUGAGGACGAUGUGGUGAUUCGAGACAAGGGAAGCCCUCUGAUUCUGUCCCGUGACGCACCAAAGACCAUCGCUGACGUAGAGAAGGCCUGCGCCCAGAGAUAGGGCAGGGAGAGACGGACAAGUGAGCCACGACAUCGAUGGCAGGCUGAGUGCUGUGCUUUUCCAACCCACAUCAUCAGGCUCGGGGGCCCAGGUGCGUGAAAGGUGGGAGCACACUGCAAGACUCUGGUAUAUAGUCUCAGUAAGGCCUCAAAAAUGAAAUGUGGAGAGAUCUUAGUUUGUUGUCGAACGAAAUGUUCAAAGAAACCAGGUUCAUGUUUUGUAGUUUCCAACAGUGAAUGACGGUGAAGAGCUCAACAGUAAAAGGUGGGUUUAGCUGUUUAAGGGGUUCCGGUGUAGCUUUGGAGCUAACGCACGUAUACUACUUUGGAGCCGACGUAUUCCUCCACAACAAUGUUUGCUACCGCACAUUCACACGGAGACUAAUCUUCAUCAUGUAUAUUACACACUUCUAGUGUUGUGAUGGUGCGGUUGAAAUUAUGUAUUUUAAGCAGAGAAAAUGUGAUCUUUUUUUGUUUUGUUUGUGUAUUAAAAAGAUCUCUUUCUCUCCUUUUCAUUGCUAAUGCAUGCCUUUUUUCUUUUUGCUGACACAAAGAAACAAGUUAAAGAAUGUAGGCUAGUAGCUGGAGUGUGUUCUAAUACCACAGCCCCUCAAAAUGCUCCUUUCUGAUUGGCUGGCAUGUGUCCAUAAAAAUUAUUUAGCAGGACUUCUCAAGCAUUCUUCCGUACAACAUUUUAACCACCCUUGUAAAACAGUGCACAGACUGCAGGCAUCCAAAGCAACAGGGCUUAUUUCACACUACAUUUCCAGUUAAACUUGUGCUAAGCUAUACCUUUUUAAAUAUUAGCAUUGAAUAAAAUGACUCUAGUGGGAGUUCUAGAGGCUUGGGGCAAUUUCCUGCUCUGGCUUGUUGAUAAUCCAGCUGUGGCUCUCACCA